Symbiodinium sp. CCMP2592 is the source of this 981-nucleotide messenger RNA. NCBI's taxonomy places the organism in Eukaryota, Dinophyceae, Suessiales, Symbiodiniaceae. The record is from the annotation of a GenBank genome assembly.
AUGGCAGGAAUUGUAGAGGUGCUGCAGUUUCCCAAUGAUGUGCAUGAUGAUGUUCUCUCUGCCUACUUGCUGUGGAAUGCAGUGAGUUUGUUCUAUGGGUGGUGCACAGGCCAAUCACCACCGGCAGCUAUAGGCCUGCUGCCAUGGAACGACUUGAUUGCAUGGGCCCAACAGCGGCUCCCCGCUCACCUCAUGAUGGAACUGCAUUGCUAUGCGGAUCGACUGGAUCUGCACUAUGCGUUUCGGGUGCAUGCGUCGCUGCCGUUGCCUACAUUUGAGGACCCUACGCGAAGCAGUCGGGCGGAGCGCAUGGCACAGCAUCUUCUUGAGUCUGGAGCGUGCACGCUUUGGGGAGCAGCAAGGCAGGUUGUAGCAGCUUUGGUGCUCGAACUGCCUAGGCAUGCAUUUGCUAAGGCCUGGUCACAGGGAAGCAGUAUGACAUUUGGGGUAUAUGGCAAGGGCCCCUUUACAGGUCUAUGCAGGCAGACGCUUACCCACUCCAACACAAUCCGACUCUUGAAUCAACUACUGCUGCGCAUAUGUCCGCAUCAUCACUGGAGCACCAUCACAGUACUGCACAACUAUCGCACCCCGGUGCACCUUGAUCGACAAAAUGGCCCGGAACCCAACCUUCUGAUGUCUCUGUCUUUUCAUGAACAAGGCGAGAUCUGGAUUGAAGGGGAGGACGGGCGGGAAUUUGUUGACUGUGAUGAGGGGAUGGUCCGUGGAGAGCGCCAUUCGCUGAAUCUGCAGGCCAUUCGUUUUGAGGCCCACCGAUACCGGCAUUGCACAUGUGAUUGGUCGGGCACUGAUCGUGUUAUGCUGGCUGCAUAUACAGUGAAUCGCUGGGAACAUCUUGCUGGCCACCAUUUGGAGCAGCUGGAGCGAUUGGGCUUUGUGUUGCCACCCCGUAGAAUGGUGCACCAGCCUGGGCUUCACCAUGAUCGCAUUCCGACGGUGCUUCGCGAUGGUUUCGUGUAG